Harpegnathos saltator (Jerdon's jumping ant) is the source of this 1520-nucleotide messenger RNA. Its product is annotated as WD repeat-containing protein 89. The record is from RefSeq and is a predicted model, not a curated record. Gene Ontology annotation, molecular function: protein binding. Lineage: Eukaryota; Metazoa; Arthropoda; Insecta; Hymenoptera; Formicidae. The transcript has 7 exons. Bases 238 to 1437 code for a protein of 399 amino acids.
CUGUAAGCAGCAUGUAGUGAAGGGUUGUGUUUGGAUUUAAAUUUUAGAAAUUGUUUUAAGUUUUAGGUUAUCCCGAAUGUGGAGUUAUAAAAUAUUUUGUAACAAAACGAAAAAUUAUUUUAUCCACAGAAAAAGACUGAAAACACUGUGACAAAGUCGCAAAAUUAGAAAAAGAAAAAUAGCAAGAUAAACAAGUUAGAAUAUAUAAAUUUUACUUCAAUUUGAAAUAAGAGCAGCAUGGCGAAAGUGAUAGACUCCCUGAAGAAAUUGAACGUUGGAAAUGAUUCGAAGCCGCACAAGAACAAUAAAGAAAGUAAGCUGUCUUUGUUCAAGGAAAAAACGAAUUCCAAAGAUGGAUAUAUCUAUCUUGUUUAUGGAACUCAAUGUGAUCAAGACUUCAAGCUUGCACAUGUAUCAUCAAAUGAUAAGAUCUCAAUAAAUUAUAUCAGCCAAGAUUCAAUUAGAUUAAUCCAUGAAAUAUCAUCCGAAGUAUCACCUGUUAUGGGAAUCAAGUUUAGUCCUGCCUCCAAAGAUAUAUUCUAUAGUGUUCAGAAUGGAGAAAUUAAAAUGUUUGAUUUGCGUGAGCAGAAUAAACUCGUGGGAGUGUUUAGAGAUGAUUCAUUUUCAAAUAACGAAAAGAAAACUAUGAUCAGCUUUGAUGUUAGUUAUGAUCAAAGACUCAUAGUUGGUGCAACCGAGUGUACAGGUGGAGAUUCAUUUAUUUUGUUUUGGGAUGUAAGAUAUAAUAAGUCGACAAAGGAACAUAAGAAUAAUCUUCUCGGUGGAUAUUGGGAGUCACAUAUGGAUGACAUUACUGACCUGAGUUUUAAUUCUGUCAGACACAAUGUUUUGGCAUCGGGUAGUACAGAUGGUCUGAUAAAUGUAUUUGACCUCACGCAGCCGUCAGAAGCUGAGGCUUUAAUGUACUCCUUAAAUACCAUGUCAUCAGUGGAUAAGCUGGGUUGGUCAGGCAACGACUCUUUGUGGUGUACGACGCAUACACAUGUGCUACAAUUAUGGAAUUGUGAAGAUGCUGGUGCCUAUGCGACAUUUGAACGUCGCAACUUAAUGAUACCGGAUGUCGAUGUUGAUUACAUCUAUUAUUAUAUAGUGAGAUACCAUGCCACAAAUGCACUUGGGAAACCUUUCUUACUAACAAAAUGCAGCGCAUUUGAAGAAAGUAAACUAUGGUGCUUGAGCAUCGCGGGUGAUCAUCUGGAAGUGAGUCACGAGAUCGUAGGGAAUAAGCAAGAAGUACGAGACAGUUGGAUGCAUGAAAAGAGUGGUACCUUGGUGACGGUCGGCGAGCAUGGCACCAUUAGCUUAUGGCGACAAAAGGAAUCUGCGGAAUAUCCAUCGAGCUGUGAAUCACUGGGUAAAAUUAUCGCCGAGAAAAAUCGACAACACAGAAGCAAACCGUACUUCAGAUCGUGCUGAGAAUGAAUAUUUGCAAGAGUGUGAGGCGUUUUUAUGAGUAAAUGAAAUUGAAGAUAAGAUAAAAGAGUCACACAACGUUUGAA